Molecule: messenger RNA, 756 nt
Organism: Chironomus riparius
Lineage: Eukaryota; Metazoa; Arthropoda; Insecta; Diptera; Chironomidae
Source: the annotation of a GenBank genome assembly
AUGUGGGUCCAAUAUUUCCUGUUAUUGCUUACCAAUCUAGUAAUUACAAUUAAUGCUAGAACAUAUGUAAUAAUUGACGAAAAAAUUGAAAAGUGUGUUGUCGAAGGUUAUGACCCAAAUUUUGAAAUUUAUGAUAUUUCCGGCCUUAAAAUUAUUCCUGAAAAUGACACGCAUACGUUUAUCAAUGGAAAAAUGAUACAACGUGUGGAAGUAAAAAGUCCUUGGGCAUUACAUGUCCAUAUGGAGCACUACGAUCGAGGAGAGUGGCUCCUUCAGGCUUUUUCAAAAAACUUUACUGACUUUUGUCCUGAAUUUAAAAGUCCAAUUCAACCGUGGUAUUAUGCAACAAAGCAUUUAAAAGGCUGUCCAACACCAGUUGGGCAUGUUCAUGAAUUUAAUAUGAUUCCUUUGGAGUUAUCUGAAUAUUUACUGAAAGCCAUUCCACCACAUUACAUGGGAAAAUGGAGUCCAUGGUUUCUUCAUACGCAUCUAGAGCAUCUUACGCAAGGAAAGUGGCUUCUUCAAGCGUUUACAAAAAAUAUAUCAGACUUUUGUCCAGAGUUGAAGAGUCCAUUGCAGCCAUGGUAUUAUGCAACGAAAAACUUGAAAGGAUGCCCAGUUCCAGCUGGACAUGUUUGGGAGCUUAACAUGAUUCCGCUUGAAUUAACUGAAAUGCUUAUGAAAGCUAUUCCAUCACAUUACGUUGGAAGAUGGAGAGCUGUUAUCAAUAGAAAAUUUAUGGUCGACGGCGUGUAG